Messenger RNA from Zea mays, 1185 nucleotides. RefSeq lists its product as uncharacterized. Lineage: Eukaryota; Viridiplantae; Streptophyta; Magnoliopsida; Poales; Poaceae. The record is from RefSeq and is marked predicted. The transcript has a single exon. Bases 373 to 828 code for a protein of 151 amino acids.
GCGAUAAAUACGUCACGGGCGGAGGAAAAUUGGGGAUUGAUUUUUUUUCCCCUCUCUUUCCCGGCGGGGAGGCGCGGAGCAGCCGCGACCGCGAGAAAGAAAAGGAAGCCGACGCCACGCACGCCAUCGCCGCCUCUAUCCUCGUCCUCUCCCUCCCCCUCUCUCUCUCCCUGCUCCACCUCCACCAACCAAUACACACCUCCCUCUCUAAAUACCACUCCGUCCGAGAGCACAAAGCAGGGUAUCUUCCUUUUAAAAGAAAUCUUGGCUGGGUGUUGACGCACGCAGCCGGCGGCAACCUGUGCGGGGAGCGCCAAGGGCUCCAGGAAAGAAUCGGCGGCGGGCUCGCGAUCGGGAAGGGGAGCGGGGCGCAUGCGCGAGCACUGGCACGGCGACGGCGACGGCGACGGCGAGGACGAGCAUGAGCCCCAGCCGGGGUGCGGGGAGGGCGCGGGGCAGGCGGCGGCGAACUGCGCGGCGGUGUGCUGCUGCUGCCCGCUGGCGCUGCUCGACGUGCUGCUGCUCGUCACCGUCCGGCUCCCCGCGGGCGUCAUGCGGCGGGUGAGGAGGAGGCGCCGGCGCCGCCGCGGCCACGGAGGUGCCGGAGCCAACCGGAAGAGGCCGGCGCCCGCGUCGCCUUCGGGAAGCAGCGGCAAGGCGAUGAUCGGAGCGGCGACGCUAGACAUCGACGAGGAGGCGCGCGGCGAGGUGGAGUCGGCGGCGGCGGCGGAGCUGGAGCGCGAGAUCAUGAGCUCGCACUUCUACGGCGCCGGCUUCUGGCGCAGCGUCUCCUCCAACUCCAGCUCCUCGUCCAGGCGCUACCAAUAGAUGCGCGUUCUGGCGUAAAUAGUGAGCACUCGGUCGCUACUAAACUACCCACGAUUACUCCAUCUGUUCUUGGAGUCUCCUCCAACUGCCAGUCAGCGCAGCAUGCAUGGCAAAAGGAGCAGCAGCCUUCGGCAUCGUGCAAGUGCACUUAUUCUGAAUGGACACGUGCGAAACUGGCACGUGCGGGUUGCAUCAUUGUACUGCUACGCCAUUGUCUCGAGCAUGGACCACGCCAGCAGCUGCAGCUUGGGAUGGAGAAGCGAAAGGGGUCAGUGAUUGUGCUUAGGUUUUUCAUCUCUCUCCUAAUCUUUUUUGUGUAACUGGAGCAGGAAAUGCUGAAACCUCAAGCUUCUGUCC